AUGUCAAUCCAGGAGACUGUUGUCAAAUAUAGAGACGUUAUAAAUCAGCUAACCACUGGCGAUUUAAGGCGAAUGGUUAUAAAGUCAGAAAAAUUGGCCCAGGUAAUUGCAUGUUCAAAAAGCACUGUUCGCUUUCAUCAUAAAGCAUGCAGUGGUAAAACAGUAAUUUAUAAAUGCAUAAAAAAAGUACUACAUUCCAGUAUUACGCAUCUAUCUUCUGAAUUUUCUUCACGAACUGAUAUUCUUCAAUUUCUGCGUCUAUAUUCUGCAUAUCAGUAUCAAUUCCAAGCUUUGAGUGGACAAAUAAAAAAAUAUUGCCGCAUACAAAAAUACUACCAGUUAAAGUUUGCCUUUAUAGAACACUUAGAGACAGGAGCACAAAUUGACGCUCCAACUCUAUUGAGAUUUUGGGUGAUAUCUCUAGAUGAAUUCAUUAGAAAAGAACAAUGGCUAAAUAAGGGUUCCGAAUUUUUACGCUUUUACACAAUAAUGAUUGAAUAUUCGGCUUGGAAAUGGGAUACGGACAGUAAAAGACAACAUGAAUUCAUGUGCCAAUUCCGAAUUAAAUUCAAGGAAUGCUUAAUAAAAUUUUAUGAAAGUUUUGAUCUUCAAAUAUCCAGCAAUCCUUUGGAAGAGCUCAUUGCGCCUUGGGAAAGAGCCGUUUAUGUUGCGAGUCAUAUAGAUGCAUUUACUGGAGAACAAGUUAGGAUAGAUGGUGCUGAAUUAUUCUGGACAUUUAAAAGUUUAAUCUUCUCUUCCAUUUCUUCUGUGGUGCUUCAGCUAAGUGACCUUCACAACAUAUUCAGCGCAUUCCAACCUUACGGAAGGCAAACAUUAGUUCGAGACUUUGCACGGACACAAUCUUUAAAGUGGGAUAAGGAUGACCAAGUUGGGAGCUUGAUCCACGCCCUGAUUCGUAAUGAUAUGUUUCCUUAUUUUAAUCGGGAACAAAUAAACACGAUGGGAGAUGGAAUAUAUUUCUUGCGGUUAUUGAGAAAAAACUUCCAGGAGAAUAUAACCGACGUUAAAGAUUUUCAUGUUCAAGUGAUGAAAUACUUGAAUUUCCAAUUUAAAAACAAUUAUAAUUCGUUGAUUAAAUUACUAAAAAUUCAAGGUAGAAAUGGAAGAUGUCCCAAUAUGGUUGCUCCUUCCUUGAACAACGGAAACAAAUUUGAACUACUUCUUUCUUCUACCGAUGAAUACUACCAUUUUGUUGAUAAUAAAGAACCUUUAUGGCAACACAAAUUAUAUCCCAAGAUUUACACAAAUGAGCAAGUUCCUAUGCCUGCUGCUUCAGCUAUAUUUGAUUCCGAAAAGAAAUAUGCAAUGAUAUCACUAUUGCGAUAUUACUUACCUGAGAACAGAAAGUUUUUUAGGGUAUAUUUUCUGCCAAGUAUUUUUAAAAGGAUCUUGUAUUACGGUACGAAGUUCGGUGAAUUAUAUUUCAUGGAAGAUUGCUUGGAACGUUUGGUUAUAGAAUCCCUUAUGAUACUAGAACCAUCAUUAGUUGAUCCAAUAAACAAUUUAGUUGAAUCUAGCAUAGUAUCGCUUAAGAAAGCGGCACUAAUUAGUGACGAUAAAACUUCUUCAAGUGUCAUUCUUUUGCCUCAUAAAAAAUUUAAAUCACUUUGGGAACUAAACCAAGGCUUCAAUGAACCAUUUUGGCCGAAUGAAUUCUUUUCGAAUAAUUGGCCCGAUUUAGCGAACAUGCAAUUGGACGCAGGUCAAACCUUACAAGAUGCUUUUGCAUUUCACCUUUUUGAAAUUGAACUGCCAAUCAUUGUCGAUAAUAAAAAAAAUAUGCAUUUAAAACUCAUUUCCAACAUGUGCACCACUAGCAUUUUGUACUUAUACAAUGAAUCUGAUUCCUUAUCAUUACUUACUAUACAAAAAAAACUAGCUGUUUUACCGUCAAGUAAACGGAAUGAGAUCCUAUUGAACAAUUUGAACAGGCUAAUUAAACGGAAGCUUUUGUUGACGAGGAAAGAUAUAGAAGGGCAAAAGGUAUACUCAUUUAACUAUAAUUACAAGAGUACCGAUGAAAAUACCGCGAUAUUAAGACUUAUUUAG
Molecule: messenger RNA, 2070 nt
Organism: Saccharomyces mikatae IFO 1815
Lineage: Eukaryota; Fungi; Ascomycota; Saccharomycetes; Saccharomycetales; Saccharomycetaceae
Exons: 1
Coding region: 1-2070 (689 amino acids)
Source: RefSeq, a predicted model, not a curated record